ACCACGGCGUUCUGGUCCAGCUUGCAAAGUCAGGCUGGCAUUAUUCCUAUCGCUGAGCCGAUAUCAUGACGGAAGUGGAUAUGAAAGGGUCUCGGGCGGUUAUUGUCUUACCAUGUUGUACAUUGUUCAAGGAGUUCAUUCUUCACGUCUGCUGGCCCUGCAAAAGGGACCGGCUGGCGAGGUGGAUCGCAAAUAGAUCCACAAUACCCGCUCUACUGCAGAGCUAGCGAGCAAUCGAAUUUGAUCUACUCGACUGCAAUAUUCAUCCUGGAGUGCUCUGGCUGACGUGAUCGCGUUGUUUGACAGGCCAGGCAUUUUACGCCCAUUGGCACUGCAUGAGCCUCCGAAGCAGACUCAGGCACGCGAGCAUUACCGAUGUGCGGCGGGUCUGCAUCGCCCUACGGCGAAGGAGCGCAGCUCGGGCGAGUCAAACCUAUUGCCUGGCUUGCUCUCCGUGCUUCCACGUCACGAGGCUUCUAGAAGCCUUCCACACAUGCACGCAACAACUCCACCUCACCGCCGCUCACCCCACCCCACCCACACCAACACCUUACCCGUCCGCAACAAGCUUGUCUUUCAGUCUCCCAGCCCAACGCCCACCCUACGACGCCGCGAGCCCCAGCUUUUCGCGUGGGAUGCUGGCAGCGAGGAGGGAGCGUGUGCUGUUGGUGGCUUCAGGCAGCGCGGGCGGGUCGGCGGGCGUGCUUCCCCAGCGCAGUGCAGUGCAGCGUGGGCUGCGUGCGUGCUGCGCUGUCAGAAAUGUGCAGGUACGGUGCAAACUGUGUGUAUGUGAGAGGGCGCGUGUGUUGGACAGCGUGCGGGGCCGAGAGCUGGGUGUGUGAGCACGGUGCUGGUAUGUGUGUUGAUGUUGCUGUUGGGUUCUACCUCCAUAUGGAAGGAUGGUCGCUCUGUGGGGGAAGCGA
Paraphaeosphaeria sporulosa is the source of this 923-nucleotide messenger RNA. RefSeq lists its product as uncharacterized. The transcript has a single exon. Lineage: Eukaryota; Fungi; Ascomycota; Dothideomycetes; Pleosporales; Didymosphaeriaceae. The coding region runs from base 336 to 842 and encodes 168 amino acids. The record is from RefSeq and is a predicted model, not a curated record.